GGGCCACCUUCACGCUGCUGCCCAGCUGCCCAGGAGCCCGGGAGCCCAGCCAGGAGUGCGCACAGGCCAGACCCCUAUCCCAGGCACCAACACACUGACAGGCAUCGGCUAUCCUGACACCUCUCUAAGGACUUCUGUACAGUUAACCUGGGCAUCAGGGCUGGCCCCUCAAGUGGAGGCAGAGUUUGCCCUGUCUCCAAAGACUUAGGACACCUGCGGUGGCCCCACCAUGCUGCUGGCCUCCACCACCUCCGCUGUGCCUGGGCCCCUCUCUCCACUUAGCCCGCCAAGCAACGGCAGCCGGGAGGAGUCAUUGGACACCAGGGACCCAUUGCUAGCCCGGGCAGAACUGGCCCUACUUUCCACAGUCUUUGUGGCUGUGGCCUUGAGCAAUGGCUUGGUACUGGGGGCCCUAGUACGACGUGGCCGGCGCGGCCGCUGGGCACCCAUGCACGUCUUCAUUGGCCACUUGUGCCUAGCAGACCUGGCUGUGGCUCUAUUUCAAGUGCUGCCCCAGCUGGCUUGGGAUGCCACCGACCGCUUCCGUGGGCCUGAUGCCCUGUGUCGGGCCGUCAAGUACCUGCAGAUGGUGGGCAUGUAUGCUUCCUCCUACAUGAUCCUGGCCAUGACGCUAGACCGCCACCGCGCCAUCUGCCGCCCCAUGCUGGCAUACCGCCAUGGAGGUGGGGCUCGCUGGAACCGGCCAGUGCUGGUGGCCUGGGCCUUCUCGCUUCUUCUCAGCCUGCCUCAGCUAUUCAUCUUUGCCCAGCGUGAUGUGGGAGAUGGCAGCGGGGUCUUCGACUGCUGGGCCCGCUUUGCAGAGCCCUGGGGCCUUCGUGCCUAUGUCACCUGGAUUGCCCUGAUGGUGUUUGUGGCACCUGCCCUGGGUAUUGCUGCCUGCCAGGUUCUCAUCUUCCGGGAGAUUCAUGCCAGUCUGGUGCCAGGGCCAUCAGAAAGGGCUGGGGGGCGCCACAGAAGGCACCGGACAGGCAGUCCCAGAGAGGGAGCCCGGGUGUCAGCAGCCAUGGCCAAGACUGUGAGGAUGACACUGGUGAUUGUGAUCGUCUACGUGCUAUGCUGGGCACCCUUCUUCCUUGUGCAGCUGUGGGCAGCAUGGGACCCAGAGGCACCUCUGGAAGGGCCCCCCUUCGUGCUGCUCAUGUUGCUGGCCAGCCUCAACAGCUGUACCAACCCCUGGAUCUAUGCUUCCUUCAGCAGCAGCGUCUCCUCAGAGCUGCGCAGCUUGCUCUGCUGUGCUCGGGUGCAGGCCCCACCCAGCCUGGGGCCCCAAGACGAGUCCUGUGCCACUGCCAGCUCCUCCCUGGCCAAGGAUACUUUCUCCUGAGGAGCCAGUGGGCACUUUCCUUCCAAAAGCUCCACGAAGCUCAGCUGCCUCUGGGGCUGGCUCCUCUAGGACUCAGUGUAUACAAAGAGGCUUUCAGGCUCCAAGACUGUGAGAGUCCCUUACGUUAGCUCCUUGUUCCAGGCAUGGGGAGAGACUAGAUAGGGCAGAGGAUCCCAUGCCUGGGGGUGGCAGGUGACCUGUGCCCUGGAAAGUGCCCUCCAGGUAACACAGAGGUCCCAAGGAGCCAAAGAGGAAGGAGCAG
Molecule: messenger RNA, 1607 nt
Organism: Urocitellus parryii (Arctic ground squirrel)
Lineage: Eukaryota; Metazoa; Chordata; Mammalia; Rodentia; Sciuridae
Gene: Avpr2
Product: arginine vasopressin receptor 2
Biological process (GO): regulation of systemic arterial blood pressure by vasopressin; positive regulation of vasoconstriction; G protein-coupled receptor signaling pathway
Cellular component (GO): plasma membrane
Molecular function (GO): peptide binding; vasopressin receptor activity
Source: RefSeq, a predicted model, not a curated record